This is a messenger RNA of Cinara cedri, 279 nucleotides long. The record is from the annotation of a GenBank genome assembly. Lineage: Eukaryota; Metazoa; Arthropoda; Insecta; Hemiptera; Aphididae.
AUGAAUAACGUUUUAAAAAAUAAAUUCCUUCGUUUUGGUGCACCAUUUAUUUUAUUAAUCAUUGGAGGAUCAUUUGGCCUGAGAGAAUUUGCACAGAUCCGUUAUGAUUAUCGAAAGGUUCAGCUUAUUAGUCCAGAAGAACUUCGGAAACAAGGAAUUGAGAUGAAGCCCCGAGGUAGUGUUACAAUAGAAACUGAAUAUCAGAAACUUUUAGAACAAGUUAAUUUAGAACACUAUGAGAAUAAAAGAAUACCAAGACCACCAGGAUAUGAAGAUUGA